AUGGGGUUUAUGAGUGAGCUCAAGGCGCAGACACGAGGAACGAAGUUGUUAUUCAACUUUUUAUUCCAUGGCUUCCAUAUUGCGCUUUUCGCCAUAGGAUGGCUCAAACAAAGCCGGGACCCGAGGCUUGCGGGUUUGAAUACCCUCACAUUUUCAGUCUGGAUAUCGCGAGGAGCAGGUCUAGUUAUGAGUGUGGAUGGGGCCAUGAUUCUGCUGCCUAUGUGCCGAAACAUGUUGAGAUAUGUCAGACCCAAGAUCCGGUUCUUGCCGUUGGAUGAGUCGCAAUGGUUCCAUCGACAGGUCGCGUAUUCGUUGGCGUUCUGGGCGGCCGUCCAUACCAUUGCACAUUAUGUCAACUUUUACAAUGUUGAGAAGGUUCAAAUCCGACCGGUCACCGCGAUCCAGAUUCAUUAUGCUCAAGCUGGUGGAAUUACCGGCCACAUCAUGCUUCUAUGCAUGCUCCUUAUGUAUACAACAGCCCAUGCGAAGAUCCGCCAGCAAUCUUUCGAGACGUUCUGGUACACCCAUCAUCUCUUUAUUCCAUUCAUGCUCGGCCUUUAUACCCAUGCUACAGGGUGUUUCGUGCGCGACACCACAGCUCCGUUCUCCCCUAUCGGUGACCACGACAACUUCUGGAACCAUUGCCUUGGCUACGAGGGCUGGCGAUGGGAGCUCUGGGGAGGCGGACUCUACUUCGCCGAGCGAGUCUACCGAGAGAUCCGUGCAAGAAGAGAGACAAAGAUUAUUAGAGUCGUCCGUCAUCCUUAUGAUGCCAUGGAAAUCCAGUUCACCAAGCCUUCCAUGAAGUACAAGGCGGGUCAAUGGCUGUUCUUGAAUGUCCCUUCAGUGUCAAAACAGCAAUGGCAUCCAUUUACCAUCACCUCUUGCCCAUUCGACCCGUAUAUCUCCGUGCACGUUCGACAAGUUGGAGACUUCACUCGGACUCUAGGCAAUGCUCUCGGAGCGGGUCCCGCACAGUCCAAAGAAUAUGAUGGUGUUGACCCCAACGGCAUGUACGAAGUGGCUCUACAGAACGGCCAGGAGAUGCCAGCCCUCCGCAUUGACGGACCCUACGGAGCGCCUGCUGAGGACGUGUUCAAUAACGAAAUCGCUGUACUUAUCGGAACUGGUAUUGGUGUCACACCAUGGGCCUCUAUCCUUAAGAACAUCUGGCACAUGCGCAACGGUCCUAACCCACCAACCCGUCUCCGCCGUGUCGAAUUCAUCUGGGUCUGCAAGGACACCACGUCCUUCGAGUGGUUCCAGAUCCUUCUCUCCUCCCUCGAAGCCCAAAGCCAGGAAGCUGCCAACCAACAGGGCAGCAGGGGCAGCGAGUUCUUGCGCAUCCACACCUACUUGACCCAAAAACUUGAUGCAGAUACUACACAGAACAUCAUUCUCAACAGCGUGGGCGCAGCCGUUGAUCCACUCACUGAACUGAAGACACGAACCAAUUUCGGCCGUCCGGACUUCUCGAGAUUGUUUGAGGGUAUGCGUGAUGGGAUCUUGGAUCGCUCGUACUUGAGUGGAUUGGAAGGAGAUAUGCGAACUAACGUCGGCGUUUACUUCUGUGGACCCAACGUCGCAGCGAGAGAUAUCAAGAAGGCAUGCAAGCGGGCCACGUCCAACGAGGUCAAUUUCUCAUUCUGGAAAGAGCAUUUCUAA
Venustampulla echinocandica is the source of this 1665-nucleotide messenger RNA. RefSeq names its product Cytochrome b-245 heavy chain subunit beta. Gene Ontology annotation, biological process: superoxide anion generation; defense response. Bases 1 to 1665 code for a protein of 554 amino acids. Gene Ontology annotation, cellular component: NADPH oxidase complex; plasma membrane. The transcript has 5 exons. The record is from RefSeq and is a predicted model, not a curated record. Gene Ontology annotation, molecular function: superoxide-generating NAD(P)H oxidase activity. NCBI's taxonomy places the organism in Eukaryota, Fungi, Ascomycota, Leotiomycetes, Helotiales, Pleuroascaceae.